ACAGAGAGAGAGAGAGAGAGAGAGAGAGACAGACAGAAAGAGAGAGUGAGACAGAUAGAGGGAGUGAGGGGAGGGGGAAAGGGGGACGAGUGUGCAGGAAGAAAGGAAAGAAAGAAAGAAAGAAUGGAGGAACUGCAGUCAUCUGUUUGACACCCUCUGUCUGUCACAGACUGGAAGUGAAGUCAGGUGCUUUUGUUGUGGUGUCACACUUCUGAACUGGAGGGUUUCCCACACGCACUAGUGUGGCUGGAUGUAUCACACAGAGCACCAGUAUUCUGACCGGUACCCGUGGGACUCCUUCCCCUCUGGCGGUUCCAGCAGGGCUUCAUGGGCUCCCAGCUCCAGCCGCCAUUUGCCCCCUUCAUCCAGGGGCAGUGGUGGAGGGUACCAGUCAGACUUGAGCCAUGCGUCAGGAAGAAACUAUUACAAAGCAUAUAACAAUAGACCUCUGGAGUUUAGCAGACACAGAAUCCAUGAUCAUUCCCCCAGGGAGAGAGGACCAAAUAUUAGAGAUCGGGUCACAUCAUGGUCUUGGGGUUUGAAUCAGCACCAGAACGCUGACCGGGCUGCUUUGAAUGGAUAUGGCUCAGGAUGUGGAGGACGUGUUCCCAAUAAUCAGCCUCCACGGUAUGGAGGCCCCCACCAGCAGCACCGGACACCAACAGCAGACAGAUGGAGUCCAGUGGCCUCGUCCAGAUCCUUUCAAAGUCCCUCACUUAAACGUCCAGGUCCCCGAAACACCUCACCCUCAAGAGAUGACUGUCCCAGCAAGAGAAAUAAAAGCAUCAGCUCACACGAGGCUCUUCCCUCGAAAAAUAAGCACCCUCUGCCAAUGAACCCCCAUCCCUUGUCUCAUCUCCCUCGUACUGCUAGCCCUCCAUACCGCAGUGACGGCCAAUGGAGUCAGUCAAAUAAGAGACAGUCUGCUUUAAGGUUUCAGGAGUCGAGUCAGUCCAACAGCAAAGAUCACCUCCACAGGAUCCAUCCAGAGUUCUCAUCUACCCUUGGUGGCCCUGGCCAAGAUUUCCACAGCUCAAAGUCCCUGAAACCUGGUCACCUCCACUCUCAUGGCCACCAAAUCCACGAGCAUCUGGGACCCCAUGGAACCAAAGGGGACUGGGAGCAUUCUGUUCCGCCCUCACCAGCAAACCUCACCAGAGUGCCUUAUAGCCCCCAGCACCAGCCUCCAGCGGGCUCACACAGGCACCCAGUACCUCAUGCCAGCCGUGGUUCUCCCACAACAGCCUGGAAGGACAAGCAGAGCAGUGACACUGGGCGCUCUGGUCUAGGGUUUGAAGAGCGGCAGCAACUGCAAGGGCCAAAAGAGGGAGGGCGGCAUUAUAUCACCGCAAAACACACACAGAUCCAUUGCAGCCCUGAAAGCAGAAGCAGAAGCACCACCUGCGGGAGAGCAAGCCUGUCCCCUAGCCCUGAACCUGGGUUCAGCUCUCAGAGGUUAGAGGGGAAAAAAAUCAGGGUUUCUAAACAUCGAGCUCCAUCGACUCACACUAAGCCCAGCUACUCUAACCAUGGUGCUCAGGAUAGCCCAAUCCAUCAGCUGGAAACAGACAUGUUAAAACAUGCCGAAACCAAGAAGAGACACAGAGAGCGAGAAAGAAGACAAGACAGGAAAGGGGAGGAGGGGGCAGAUGAACGAAAGGCAAGGAUACUAAGAAAGCUAGAGGCAAAGAAAAAGAAAAGGGAAAGGCAAGAGAAAAGGAGCCGCCGGGAAAGGAAAGGAAGCCAUAGAAAAGGAGAGACAGGGGUACACUCUGAUAGAAAAACAAAAGAUGAGAGGAAACGAGCAAAGAAAGCAGAAAAAAAUGGCAACAAGAAAGAGGAGAAAGACAAUUUAAGACGAGAAUUGUCUCCCCAGAUUCCUUCUUGUGAUUCACUGAGUAAAAGUACAGACUCAGCCACCUUUGAGUCUCCUCAGCUGGCAGCUUUUUCAGACACAUCACUGUGUAUUCAGAAAUACACAAAACACGAGGAAGACAAAGAGUCCAAAUGUGACUCUGACUCUUCAAAAACCUCAGGGUUCAUUUCGCCCUCCACCCCCCCUCUAGCAAAUCAGAUGCAAUGUCAGUCAGAAGAGAUUGCCAAUGACAUAAUUUCAAAAAAUGACAACAGCCUGCCAUCUUCUGAGCCUACAAGUCCAAACACCAGCAGUUUUCAGACUCAAGUCAAGCAGCUUGACCAGGACGACAUUACCUCUGAACCUUCUGCUAGCAGUGAGCUGGAGUUGCCCAUGUUAAAUAGCUUCAGUGGUUUUCAGAAAAGAUUUCCUCAGCCUGAGGAGAAGAACCAACAUGCGCCAGAUUUGCUACCUGCACACACCAAUUCUACAGAGGACCCUCUAAGACUGGAUCCCUCAGCAAGUCCUCCGGUACUGAGCUGGCAGGGCUCACCUGUUUUAGAUCUCAGUGAAGAAGAGGAGGAUGAAGCAGGGGUCAAUGUUGCUGGAGUGAUUAGGAGACCAGUUCUCCAGCCAAGCCCUACUCAUCUUUCUCCAAUCCAAGAAUCAAAGGAAAUCUGGAAACAACCAGGUCAUCCCUUAGGACUGGACUACCACCCUAGUGACCUGGCCAAACUAUAUGGCAUUAUUGAGCCUUUGAAAGCUGAGGGUGAAGAUGAUGAUGAAGAAGAAGUGGAAGAAGAAGAAGACAAUGAACCUGUGUCAGAGCAGCAGGACAGUAGCACAAGAACCUCUCAGGGACUGCAUCUGCAUGACACUGAUGUUACCUUGACCUCAGACAGCCAUAAGUACACCUACAGGGGUGGCCCCUUUGGUCGGCCACCUCCCCAUACAAUGGUUGGGGUCAAGUACUCUUCUUCACUUUUAUCGGGACCAGAGAUACACUCUCCAGAACAGCACAGUCCACCCUCCACACCCCCAAGAGCUGCGUCUCAAGUUGGCAUGCUUUUGACCAGCCUUUCCCCUUUCAUAUCUACCUCAGAUCUUUCAAAGCCUGACAACAACAUGCAGGCAAAUGAAGAGACAAAAGAAGACAGAGCUGACCAAAAGGAGGGUGAUGACAUAACCGAAGCUGUAGAUUUGUUAACAGACACAAUCUGUACUUCCUUGGUAAAGGCGGAUGAGGUCAAGGUUGUGCCCUGCACCUUGUCACCUGCUAGCUUGCAGGCUAAACUUGCACAUAGCUGUGAGGUGCUACUGAACCAGACCUCUAAUACCCUCCUUUCAUCUGAUGUGGACACUGAGAAGGAAAAAUCAAAAACUAAGCUGGAGAGGAAGAAGAAAAAGAAGCAUGGACAAAGUAGGGACAGAAAGAGAAUGCAUCAGAAGAAGCAGGAAACGAAACCUGGCAGCAGCAGUAUAACAGAAGAGUCAAGUAUUAGAGAGGGAAGACGGCAUGAAAAGCAGAAAAGAAACACCACGAGUGAGAAACAUAAUUGCUCGACUAGCAGUGAAGCCGCUAAACAACUUACCAAGGGCCGCAAGAAACAAGAAGUAGCUGAGAGGAAACCAACAGAGCCUGAGAAGGAGCAAAGAAAAGGGGUUAAAGAGAGAGCCAAAGCUAAAGAGAAAAACAAGGAUAAAGAUGUAGGAAUGACAAAACCAACCUUCUCCAGCAGAAGUGGCUCCAGUAAAGCUCCAGCUGUUCGGAUUAUGUCCUCUGUGCCCCUGAAGGAGCUAAAGAUUCAGUUGGUAAAGCUCAAGAUCAGUGGGAGGCAGAUGUUCCUGGCCUCUGAGUUUAAUCAGGAGAGAAUCUCACUGAAGGAGAUUAGCAUCAACAACAGUGCAGCGGAGAUCAUUAGAGCCUGCAAAGAUGCGAAGCUGAAGGGUCGUUUUCGUGAGUCUUAUCUGCUUCCUUCUUUGUCUGUGAAGCCUGUGCUGAACCCAGAGACUCCAAUUCCAAGAGAGAAACUCAACCCACCCACGCCAAGCAUCUAUCUCGAGAGUAAGAGGGAUGCAUUUUCCCCGGUGUUGCUCCAAUUCUGCACAGAUCCCAAAAACCCGGUUACUGUUAUCCGAGGUCUUGCAGGAUCACUCCGACUCAAUUUGGGUUUGUUCUCCACUAAGUCCCUGGUGGAGGCGAACGCCGAUCACGCGGUGGAGGUGAGGACUCAGGUGCAGCAGCCGGCUGAUGAGAACUGGAACACGACAGGCUCAGCUCAGACGUGGCCGUGUGAGAGCAGCAGAUCUCACACCACCAUCUCCAAGUACGCUCAGUACCAAGCCUCCAGCUUCCAAGAGAGCUUACAGGAAGAGAAGGACAGCGAGGAUGAAGAUGAAGGAGAAAGAAAAACUGAAUCCAAAUCAGAGACUCCAUCCAUUAGCCCUUCCUGCACACAGAGCUCAGAGCAGAAGUCCAUCGGCAGGAUCAUCAAGUUUGGUACCAACAUCGAUCUGUCUGACCCGAAGAGGUGGAAGGCACAGCUGCAGGAGUUGUUGAAGUUGCCUGUGUUCAUGCGCGUCUCCUCCACGGAGAACAUGCUGAGCCACGUCGGACACACCAUCCUCGGCAUGAACACCGUCCAGCUGUACAUGAAGGUUCCAGGCAGCCGCACACCAGGACACCAGGAGAACAACAACUUCUGCUCGGUGAACAUUAACAUUGGCCCCGGAGACUGUGAGUGGUUCGCUGUACAUGAUAAUUACUGGGAGGCCAUCAGCCGCUUCUGUGACAAAAAUGGUGUGGAUUAUCUGACGGGUGCAUGGUGGCCGGUUUUGGAGGAUCUCUAUCGCUCCAACAUCCCCGUGUACCGCUUCAUCCAGCGUCCUGGGGAUUUAGUGUGGAUUAAUGCCGGAACGGUGCACUGGGUCCAGGCCGUCGGCUGGUGCAACAACAUCGCCUGGAACGUCGGGCCGCUAAACUCUUAUCAGUAUCAGCUGGCACUGGAGCGCUUUGAGUGGAACGAGGUCAAAAAGGUCAAAUCGAUCGUCCCCAUGAUUCACGUCUCCUGGAACAUCGCCCGUACGAUUAAGAUCACCGACCCAAACACUUACAAAAUGAUCAGACAUUGCCUCCUGCAAUCCAUAAAACACGUCCAGAUCCUGAGAGAGCAGCUCAUAGCAGAAGGAAAGAAGAUCUGCUACCAGAGCCGAGUGAAGGACGAGCCGGCCUACUACUGCAACGAGUGUGAUGUGGAGGUGUUUAACCUGCUGUUCGUCACCAGCGAGGGCAGCAGUAGGAAGAUGUACGUGGUGCACUGUGAGGAUUGCGCUCGUCGGAGGAACUCCACCCUCAGCGGCACCGUGGUGCUCGAACAGUACAGAGCGGAGGAACUGAUGAACACCUAUGACAACUUUGUCUUGGUCAGACACACACACACGACACAUGACAUGAAAAGCAGUGCAUUAUGUUUUUACGUUAAAAGCAAUGUACAGGAUUUACAAAUGUCAUUAGGACAUCAGUGCAAAAACUUUUUACCCCUUUUUCUAAGUGCGAUGUGCUUAUAAAUAUUAUACAAUCACUUGUAUUCAGCAUCUAGCUGGAUACAAACAAAUUGUUCACAGCGGUGGUUACACUAGAUAUUUGGUGUAAAAGAAAAUCCAGUUUAUUUGUAUAGUUUGGGUAAAUUUCUGUAAUUUUCAAGAUUUUAUCAGCUUCGAAUCCUAUAAAUGACUGUAAAUACAGAUUAUGUACGUUUUUUAUAUUUAAAAAAAAUCUUUUUUUAAUAUUUUUUUUGGAUUUUUCCCGAUUUUCUUCCCUAAUUUUAGUCGUGUCCAAUUCCUCCCCGCCACUAGGGGGCUCCCACAUUAAGGCUACUACUACCAAUCAGUCGGGAGGGCGAAGACUAUCACGUGUUUCCUCCGAACCGCGUGACGUCAGCCGACUGCAUCUUUUCGAACUGCUUGCUCACGCACCGUUAGGGGCGGAGUAACACACUCGGAGGAAAGCGCUAUCCACUCCUUCCGCUUGGGCGAGCUCACAGACGCCCCUGAUUGGCUGUAGAGCCGUGAUUAAUGUGGGAGCGCAAAGUACCUCUCAUCCCUCGAACCCGCGCUCCCCGGAUGAUAGGGCGAGCACUUUAACACUGCGACAAGAACCCAACAAUCAAAUCUACCUUUUUCUUACUUAUGGUUCUAUUCGUGCUUCAAGGAUGGGGUGCACCCAAAAACAGUACUUUUUUUCUUUUCAUUCUUUUGCAAAAAUUAUUUCAGUACCAAAAGAAAUGAUCUUAUCUUAUUUAAGUGUGUUAAGGCUCUGAGUUACUCCUCGGAAGGUCGAUCGUUCUAACCCGAACUCUUUUAGGAUCCUACUAGCAAACGUUGCGAUAUGUGAAGAAUAAAGAAUUUUACUGUGCAAUAAUGCAAAUGUGACAAAUAUGUGGCUAAACUGAAUCUUAAAUUUUACCCACCCUGCAGCUUCCUCGUCGUCACGCAGCCCGCAGCUUGUGGUUGCUUAGAGACGGCAGAUGCUGCAAAAGCUUAAAGGAAUAAGGUUUUAAGAGUGUGGUGUUACAUACAACAAGUUACAGCAACAAUCCAAAAAGUCAAGAUUUUAACUGUGUAGUGUCUUGAUUGUGUCUUGAACAGUGGACAGCACCGAGAGAUUUCACAUUCUAAUGUUCUCUUUCUCUCUCUCUCUCUCUCUCUCUCUCUCUCUCUCUCUUUCUUUCAGGCUUCUCUGCCGUGUUCGAAAUGAACCCGAGGUGCUUGAUGUCACACAGCCAUGACCAAAUCUCCUGCUCGCUCGCCAGCAUCAGUGCCAACGUUCACUUCUCUCAUUCUCAUUUUUUUUUUUUUUUACUCAUUAUUUUUAUUGUUGUUAUGAUUUUAAAAAAGAAUCAAAAACCACUACUGCGGACUCUCCAAUCCACAAGCUGUUUACUCGACACUGUUUACAGAACCACAUCAGCAGGUGCUUCACCGACUCACUCGUCUUCCCCUUCACCAGCUACUGGAGUCACGAUGCUGUUUUGACGCUGUUACGAUGCGUUUUAAGCGCUCUGAAGUCAGACAGGCCAGAAACGUGCCACACACACACACACACAUAGACACACAAACACACACACCAGUACACACUGGACCCGUGAGUGUUAUUCGAACUGUGCUUUUUUUUUUUAUGAAGCUCACUCACUCUCUGACACACACAUACACGCGCACACACACACACACAUACACACGCACACAUACACACGCACACAGAGCAAACAAACUGCUGUGAUCGUUCACAGUCGCCGAAACGUGUGAACUCAUUCAGGUACUGUUGUAGUUUACAUUUAUGCAAAUGUCUCAGUUUAUUUAUUCGGCGUCUCUGGUGCUUUUAUACGACACAAUAGAACAGCAGGGGAAGGAGCUACACACACACACACACACACACACACACACACACAUACGCACAGGCAUUACGAGGGGUUGCUACAAUUAUAUUGUCAUCAAUACAACGCUAAACUUUCUAAAUGCUGUUUGCAUACCGAUCUGGGUGCUAUUAUUUUUUACUUUUUUUAUUUUUCUUUAAUUUUGUAAAGGUUUUCAAAAAGAAAGAAAAGAAUUUACACCAUUUUGGCCUUGUGACAGAUUUAAAAGGAAAAAAACAUUAGUACAAGAAAGCAGUAAUGCAAUAUGAUUAAUUUUUACAACAAUAUUGCAUUUUUCUCAGAGCAUUAACAAUUUUCACAAAUGUUGAAAAAAAAAAACAACAACAAUAAUACGGGUUCGAAACUUAUUUGCAUUAGUCCAGAAAACCUUGUGAGUGUUUAGUGGUUGUUUUAGUAUUAUUGUUUUUUUUUUUUUUAAAGGAAAGUAAUAAUAGUAAUGAUGAUGAUUCAGUUUUUUCUUUAUUCUUGUUUGUUCUCAAAAUUAAUUUUCAAAGAAUUUGAUUUUCAUUUUUUUUAUUGUGAUUUUUAUUUAUUCGAUUGCUUUGAGUGUAUUUAUUAAAACGUACAUGGUGCUCCUCUUAACGAGGGAAGUCCAGAUUUUGUAAAUGAAUUUUUAAUAAUUAACCCUUUCAGACUCAUUUUAAAGGUAAAACUUUCACAAAAAAAAAAACCAUAAAAUUUACAUAUAUGAUGAAAGCAUAAAAAUUCAGUAGCAAGAUUUUCGGAUUGGUUAACGGGAAGACCUCUAACAGCCGGUGGAGUUGGUGUGUUGUAGCGGGUUGUAACGGCGAGGUGGGUCUGAUGGGGUUAAUUGUGCUGAUUUCUGAGGCGAGGCGGUCGCUGAAGCUGAGAAGGCGGACGUUUAUUUCAUGAUGGUGCUUGAUCCCCCUCGGCUCGGCCGUCCCUCGGCGUAUAUAUAUGAUCUAGAGAAUUACAUAUGAAUAUUAAUGAAUAUUAAUCUCACAGCUUGGUGCUUAGAACAAAGUCUGUACAACCUGAAUGUUAUUGUAUCAGAUUAAAGCAUUUGUUUUUA
Messenger RNA from Clarias gariepinus (North African catfish), 8320 nucleotides. RefSeq names its product lysine (K)-specific demethylase 6B, b (gene kdm6bb). The transcript is spliced from 20 exons. Lineage: Eukaryota; Metazoa; Chordata; Actinopteri; Siluriformes; Clariidae. Gene Ontology annotation, biological process: regulation of gene expression; heart development. Gene Ontology annotation, molecular function: histone H3K27me2/H3K27me3 demethylase activity; RNA polymerase II cis-regulatory region sequence-specific DNA binding; chromatin DNA binding. Gene Ontology annotation, cellular component: MLL3/4 complex. Bases 251 to 5422 code for a protein of 1723 amino acids. The record is from RefSeq and is a predicted model, not a curated record.